ACCGCCUUUUCCCAGUGUCAACCACAGCACCGAAUCGUCGAGCGGUGAGCCGACAUUUAGGUAUCUGUCUUCGCCAGGAAAAUCGCAUUCAGCCGCCAUCGUCACGCUGACCUUUGAGAAAGCCAUUCGGACAGGUGGGAUCCUGCCGCACCUAGCAAUGGCCGACCCCGCUCGGUACCUGUACUCAGGCACGACUGGGAGGCGGUCGCCGCCUCUUUACAAUCCCGCGCGGGCUUCUAUGCCCGUCACGGCUAGCGGUUAUGAUCCUCUCUACGCCGGAGACAUUCAUGCCAUGUCAGCAUCCCACCACGAGGACCUAGUCUCCCGACCAGCCGACGAGUACCGCACCAGUGCCGUACCUGUCAGCGCAACUACGUACACCGUGCGCAAAGAGCCGCUGUCGAGGAGCACCAGCGUCAACGACGGCACUCGCCAGCACCGAGUCGUUGAACCGCCGUCCAAGCGGCCCAUCAUAAUCACCACCAAGCAUACUUCCUCGGGUCCCAGGUCGGGAAGCCCGUCGCGUGACCCCUACCGGUCAAGUGAUGAAUACUACACCCUCCCGGCAUCCUCUGUCUCGAGGAGCCGAGCCGCCGGCCAGGGCCCUUCGAACUCGAAUAUGGAAGACGAAGAAUACCGGCGUCUGAGGGAGAGAACUACCCGGGGCGGCGAUCCAUACCGACGCCCAGGGCCAUUGUACCCUCACCGCGGCAACACGCUGGAUUUUGAAGACGACGGGUAUGAGUACACAAAACCAAGUGACUUGGCCAGAUAUGACCUCGACCACGACCGGCCGCGGAGGAACCGUCGGGAGAGUCUUGACCGCUAUGAUCGAUACUAUCGUCCGACUGUCAGCAUUUCAACGGACCUAACCCGGCCGUAUUAUGAGCAGAGAGAACGGCGACCCCGGGGCCCGCCCCCGACAACGUGGGGCCUGGACAAGGUAAAUAGAGCCGCCGCCGGUGGAAUCUACGACGGUGCUGGCAUUCCAAUUCCCCUUCCUCCAUCGGUACCUCUGGCACCGGAUGCCAGGCGAUCAGGCCCUGGCAGCCCUACGGUCGAUCACCGGGCCGCCUCCCACGCACGGCCGCUUUCCCUGAUUCAAGACAACGGGGGACGGACUGGUCACCACGACGAUUACUACCGAGAUGACGAUUUGCCUCCCCGGGACUAUCGUGAUCGCGACUACGGUUACUUUCAGGACGAUAGCGUCGGCAUCCGCGGCUUUGGCAUCCGCGUGAACUCAAUGGACCCUGAGGAACAUCGCCUGCCCCACGACAGGCAUUAUCGAAGUGAUCGUCAUGAUUACUGGGAUGAUCGAAAAGCCUACGCCGAUCGUGAAUUACGAAGGUUGUCUGAUGAAGACCUGCAAAUUGUCAGACAUGAAUAUGAUGAUCGGGAUCACAGGCGCCACCGCGAUCACGAUCACGAUGACGAGGCGCCUCCCAAGAGAAAUACCAAGCCCCUUUCCGAUGAUGAACGCGAUAGCAAAACAGAUAAAGUCCGCGAUAAAGUUAGUGCUGGACUUGGCAUCGCUGCAGCUACUGUUGGCCUCAAGUCCGCCUUGAAGCGCCCGGACAAGGACAAGGAAGACGCCUCUCCGUCGAGAAGGCGUGAGGAUGAAGAAAGCAGUCACCACAAGCGUGAUGAAAGCGAGUCCCGACUCAGAGCUGCCCGGAAGGAGCCGAUGCUCGGUGACGAAGACUAUGAGAUUGUUGAACACCCAAGCGAAAAGCCGCGAAAAGGGACAGAGCCUGAGCCUGGCCCCAGCGGUAAGAAGAGAGAGGAUCAUGUAGCCCCCCCGCCCCGGGACCACUCCUCAUCUGGAGACGAAGGGAAGACCAAGAUUCGCCGUCGACAGCGGGCUUCCACCUUUGACCCCAAUGACACUGCCGGGCUAGCCGCGCUGAAGGCGCAGCUGGCUGCUACCGAAGGAAAAGAGAAGACUCCCAAAAACGACGUAGCCUCGCCCAAGGAGCCGUCUCCAGAUCGCAGAUCCUCUCCUGGCGGGAAGGAUGAUGACAAUGCGAAUUCUUCGGCCCUAGUCGUUAAGGAGGACCGUGACCCAAGCCCGCCGUCGCGUGACGAAAGGCAGGUCCGGGUUGUGCCUCCCCCGAACGAACCGGCCGAGAAGAAGCCGCUCAAAGGUAUCCUGAAGCCGCCAAAGCCACAGUUCCCUGAAGAGCCAAACCCUGUCCGCGAGGGUGUUGCACCCCACAAGGACGACAAGACCAAGGCGAAUGUGCCCCCUGGAGCUAGAUGGACCAAGAUCAGCCGCAAGAUGGUCAACCCUGAGGCACUCACCAUCGGGAAAGAACGCUUCGAGGUGCGCGAUGACUUUGUCAUUGUACUGAGAGUGCUGAGCAAGGAGGAAAUUCAGGCUUAUGCUACCGCGACCCAACAAUUGAGAGGUAGGUCCCCCCACUCCGUACCAUCCGAGUUGUGGUCCUAGAUCAAGGGCCAUAUGGAGAGGGCC
Molecule: messenger RNA, 2476 nt
Organism: Canariomyces notabilis
Lineage: Eukaryota; Fungi; Ascomycota; Sordariomycetes; Sordariales; Chaetomiaceae
Exons: 1
Coding region: 158-2452 (764 amino acids)
Source: RefSeq, a predicted model, not a curated record